Molecule: messenger RNA, 1796 nt
Organism: Cucurbita maxima (winter squash)
Lineage: Eukaryota; Viridiplantae; Streptophyta; Magnoliopsida; Cucurbitales; Cucurbitaceae
Product: BES1/BZR1 homolog protein 2-like
Exons: 2
Coding region: 228-1199 (323 amino acids)
Biological process (GO): DNA-templated transcription; brassinosteroid mediated signaling pathway
Molecular function (GO): DNA-binding transcription factor activity
Source: RefSeq, a predicted model, not a curated record
UCAACAAAGAGCGCGCUCUUCUCGUGAAGUUUGCUUGGUGGUGUGGUGCAGUACUUUUUUCACACGCUCUGUUUCUCUCUUUCUCUGUCUCUUGGCCGCUCGAAAAUUCGCUCUCUGAUCGAGAAUAAGCGGUAGGAGGCGAUAGAGAAUUAGAAGAAGUUCGAGGGCGGAGCUGGAUUGCCGGUAUUGAAGAAGAAUUUGGAGCUGUUGCGGAGGGAUUUGUUGUUAUGCCUGAAGAAGCCAUGACAGGUAGAGCGUCAUCGGGAAGGACGCCGACGUGGAAGGAAAGGGAGAACAAUAAGAGGAGGGAGAGACGGCGGAGGGCUAUUGCUGCUAAGAUCUACACUGGUCUCAGAACUCAGGGGAACUAUAAGCUUCCUAAGCACUGUGACAACAACGAGGUCUUGAAGGCGCUUUGUAGUGAAGCUGGUUGGGUGGUUGAAGAAGAUGGCACCACCUAUCGCAAGGGAUGCAACCCUCCUCCGAUUGAUAUUGGCACUUCUGCUAACAUGAGUGCCUGUUCUUCUCUUCAACCAAGCCCACAAUCUUCAUGUUUCCCAAGUCCUGUACCAUCCUACCAUGCCAGCCCUUCUUCAUCCUCUUUUCCGAGCCCAACUCGAUUUGAUGGGAAUCCAUCUUAUCUUUUGCCAUUCCUUCAAAAUAUAACCUCUAUACCUGCUAAUCUCGCACCUCUCAGAAUAUCAAACAGUGCACCUGUUACGCCACCUCUUUCUUCCCCGACAUCGAGGGGUUCGAAGCGUAAACCUGACUGGGAGUCCAUUCCAAAUAGCUACUUGACCUCUUUCCGCCACCCCCUCUACGCUGUCUCUGCUCCUUCAAGUCCUACAAGAUGCCGCCAUCUUACACCAGCAACAAUUCCAGAAUGUGAUGAGUCUGAUGCUUCAACUGUGGACUCUGGCCGCUGGGUCAGUUUCCAAACUGUAGCACCUUCUGUUGCUCCUCCCUCCCCUACAUUUAAUCUGAUGAAACCAGUGAGCCAGCAAAACUCUCUCCACGAUUCAGUUGACAGACAUGGAGCAAUGGGCUGGGGUGCUGCAUCGGACAGGGGGCGAGGCUCUGAGUUUGAAUUCAAAAAAUUUGAGAAUGGCAAAGUGAAGCCAUGGGAGGGCGAGAGAAUUCAUGAAGUUGGGGUGGACGAUUUGGAGCUUACACUUGGGAGUGGGAAGGCCCGUGGUUAAGCAUCCACUUGAAGAUAUUCUCUUUAAAGGUUAUUGGUUUAUGCUCACUCAAUUUGUUUACUUUCUAGGCUUGGACUUCAACUUCCACUACACCUCCGUCCUCUUGGAGCCUCUGCAAACCUCAACAGUUCCUUUCUCUGAUUCCACAUCUUACGCCUUCAUUUGAACAGUUCUUUUCUCGUGUGGAGCCUUCGCAAAUCUGAACUCAUUACAUCUUGUAGUGGAAGAGGAAUCAAUAUUUGAUUCGGGCCCAGGAAAGAACAACAUUCAGAAGAACAAUGCAAUUAAUUGUGAUGGUUUCAAUUUUUUCAGGAUCUUAUGAUCCUUAGGAUUUGCCUUGCCCACCUGUAUCAGAAAUUUCUUGUAUAUAUAAUCUUCAAUUCAUCUUAUCUUUGCAGAACGUGAAAGAAAUGAACGACAAACUGUGGGAAAGUUGUUACGAACAUUGCCUAUUUCCCUGGUCAGUUAUGAUUCAUUACAUUUUCUGUCAUGUACAUGUUCAAUCAUACACCAUAUCUUAGAGGGCCCUGUCCGUAGCUUCAUUUUUUGUUACAAAGAACUAAGAACUAAAUGUUAUCAAUACUUGACUUUCAGAUU